AUGCAAGCAGCAUCAAGCACUCCAUCAGGUCUUCUUCCACCAAAGACACUAUGGACAAAGGAAGAAGAUCAAUUACUCACUACAGUUGUGAAUCAAUUUGGUGCAAAGAAAUGGAAUCAGCUUGCUCAGUUCAUUCCUGGUAGAACUGGAAAGCAAUGCAGAGAAAGAUGGAUGGCUCAUAUAUCCCCAAAUGUUAGAAAUGAUGAUUUCAGUGUAGAAGAAAUUAAACUAUUGCUAGAACUUCAUCAGAAGUAUGGAAAUACAUGGUCACAGAUAUCCCAGUAUUUUGAUAGAAGACCACCCAAUGUUAUUAAGAACAAAUUUAAUUGUUUACUUAGAAAAUCGAAUACUCUUCAAAAGAGUAAGCCAACUGUUAAGCAAAUUAAGCCAAAGACUGUCAGAAAAUGUUAUAUGAUUCCAAUUCAAUUUGAAAGAAUCCCAAUUGAAACAGUUCCAGAAUAUAUCAUUGAAGAAGAGCCAGUCUUUGACUAUUUUGAGGAAUUCUCCUCACAAGCGUUUUAA
Trichomonas vaginalis G3 is the source of this 522-nucleotide messenger RNA. Its product is annotated as RNA polymerase II transcription regulator recruiting protein. The coding region runs from base 1 to 522 and encodes 173 amino acids. NCBI's taxonomy places the organism in Eukaryota, Parabasalia, Trichomonadida, Trichomonadidae. Gene Ontology annotation, molecular function: RNA polymerase II cis-regulatory region sequence-specific DNA binding; DNA-binding transcription factor activity, RNA polymerase II-specific. The record is from RefSeq and is a predicted model, not a curated record. Gene Ontology annotation, cellular component: nucleus. Gene Ontology annotation, biological process: regulation of DNA-templated transcription. The transcript has a single exon.